AUGAAGAAAAUGAACGCAAUCAAUCAGAUUGUAAGGCUAAGGCAAGUGAUGAGGAGCUGGAAAAACAAGAGCCGCUACCAACCGGCCGAUCUGAACCCCCGAACCCCAUCCGGUUCUGUGGCGGUCUAUGUCGGGCGGGAGCGUCACCGCUUCGUGGUCCCGACCCGGUUCUUGAACUUCCCGUUUUUCGUGGCCCUCCUGAACCAGGCCGAGGAGGAGUUCGGGUACCAGGCCACCGGUGGCAUUGCGCUGCCGUGCGACGCCGGUUUCUUCAGCUGCAUCAUGGACCUUCUCCAAAAAGACGAGAAAAACUUGCAAGGUUUAGGGCUCCACGAGUUCGUGCAGAUGGUUUCGGAGGCGCAGUUCGGGACCAAGUCUGUUCGGGGACAUUCGAUAAAAUUGGAAUCAAGGAUGACUCAGUCAUGCAAGCGCUAUUAUUCGUCGCCGCCGCCCAACUCCGUCACGCCGUUGCUGCAAAAAACUAGGGUUUGA
Molecule: messenger RNA, 492 nt
Organism: Salvia splendens (bonfire salvia)
Lineage: Eukaryota; Viridiplantae; Streptophyta; Magnoliopsida; Lamiales; Lamiaceae
Product: auxin-responsive protein SAUR50
Exons: 1
Coding region: 1-492 (163 amino acids)
Biological process (GO): response to auxin
Source: RefSeq, a predicted model, not a curated record